CGACGUGCACCUCGUCGUUCGAUUCCCGGCGAGCCGCAAGGUAAUUCAUUCCUCCGUAAUUGGGUGGUCACUAGCUUGGCUCUGUUCAACAACUGAUCUGACACUUACACCCCCCGCGUACCUUGGGCGUGGAUGUUCGAAAGGCACAGCCCCGGGCCUACCCUGUUCUCUUUAUGUUUUUCCCUUUUGCCCUGUUUCUUGACUUUGGUUCGUUAGCCGGUAGUUCCCCAUUUCAUUUGUCACUGACACGGACAAAGUCUCUCGCUCUCUCUCCUGCUCGUCUCAUUGAGACUUUCUUGAUGCCAAGCCAUGCCUAUGCCUGUCUCCCCAAGUAUUGCAUUUGCAGCUGCCGCUUUACACAUCAUUCCGUGUCGGUGAGGGCAAAGCAGGCACCAGGCUGCAGAAGAGGACUGCACUGCGGUGCGGUAAGAGAGUUAGAGGCAAAAGGGACGCCAGGAGGGUGUCCGUCCCAUUCCAUCCCAUGCCAUCCCGUCCCGUCCCAUCUCAGUCGACAUGUCCUUGCCCAUGCUCUUGUCUCCAUCUUGAUCCCCAUACUCCAUCAAACCAAGGUUUGGACCAUUCUUUCUUGAUGUCUUUUUCGGCCGCUUGGUCCGUCAGUCGGACCAUUGAUACCAACGCCCGCCGGCCAGUCAGAUACUGCCGCGCCUCCUCUUCCAAUACACCCUCCUGCUUCUUCCUCCACCGACGCGAGACGUGCCAUUCAUAGUGAAGGGGUAGAGUA
Colletotrichum acutatum is the source of this 742-nucleotide messenger RNA. RefSeq lists its product as uncharacterized. The transcript has a single exon. The coding region runs from base 174 to 590 and encodes 138 amino acids. NCBI's taxonomy places the organism in Eukaryota, Fungi, Ascomycota, Sordariomycetes, Glomerellales, Glomerellaceae. The record is from RefSeq and is a predicted model, not a curated record.